UGCGGGCUAGAGCUGUACAGUAAACAAUUCUGGUACACACCAGAAUUUAACUGUAUGCUAGCGCAGACGUCGCAUGCCGCAUGUGCACGUCUGUCAGUUGAGCCUGGGUGAACACCACCAUACAAGCUGAACCAGGAGGAAAACAAUCUUUAGCGCUUAUUUUGGCUCUCCUCGAGGGCGCGUGAUUGCGUGAUGAGAAAGAAGAGAACGGCUGCCAUCAUGAACGAAUGUAAAACACACCACCGAUUUUAGGCUGGCAUUGGUGUGGGGGGAAAAACAAGUAAAUCGCCCAGCAAUGGAGAACCAGGCGGCGAUGGAGCAGCAGAGCUACGAGGACGUGCGGAAAAGCGGUUAUCUCCGCAAGCAGAAAUCUAUGCACCGGCGCUUUUUCGUUCUCCGGGCUGCAUCGGAGCAGGGCCCGGCCAGACUCGAAUAUUAUGAAAACGAAAAGAAAUUCCGAAGCAAGUCACCAGUCCCAAAGAAAGCAGUUAACCUGGACUCUUGCUUCAACAUCAACAAACGGGCAGAUUCAAAGAACAAGCACAUGAUAGUGCUGUAUACCCGCGGAGAGAGCUUUGCCAUAGCUGCGGACACUGAGGAGGUCCAAAACGAAUGGUACCAGGCCAUGCUGGAUCUACAAUGUAAAUGUAAGACUCCUGAUGACUGUGACAGUGGAGGAGACUGUGGACUGCCUUCCCCUGGUCCUGCCUUUAAGGAGGUCUGGCAGGUUAAAGUCUGGCCAAAAGGCUUGGGCCAGGCCAGGAAUCUAGUUGGCAUCUACCGACUUUGCUUGACCGACAAAACAGUCAACUUUGUCAAACUUAACUCUGAUGUUGCAGCUGUGGUCCUCCAGCUGAUGAAUGUGCGACGCUGUGGCCACUCCGAGAACUUCUUUUUCAUUGAAGUGGGUCGUUCAGCCAUGACAGGCCCUGGAGAAUUCUGGAUGCAAGUGGAGGAUUCAGUGGUGGCGCAGAACAUGCAUGAGACCCUUCUUGAGGCCAUGAAGGCUCUGAGUGAAGAGUUCCGUCAAAGAAGUAAAUCCCAGACUGUUGGCGUGUCUUGUGGAGGUGGUACUGCUUCUAACCCUAUUAGUGUACCAUCUAGACGGCACCACCCAAAUCUGCCACCCUCCCAGGUUGGCUUUUCCAGACGUGCUAGAACGGAAACCCCAGGAGUACCUCAUAGCACCAACACUUCCCCCACUACACGGCAUGGAUUCUCUAGGUCACGAACAGCGAGUAUUGGGGCUCGUACAGAGGAUGGAGUGGGCAGAGCAACAGCACUCAGCACCAGCCCAAGUCUCAAUGGUUCAUCCUGCUCAACUACCCCAACCCUGCGACCUAAACCCACACGAGCACCCACUCCAGCCAAGAUCACCCUCAGCCUAGCACGGUACACUCCUAUCCCUGCACCUUCCCCAGCUCCCAGUCUCUCUUCCAGCUCUGGGCAUGGGUCAGAAUGUGGGUUGGGAAUAGCUGCCUUUGGAACAGUGCCCAUUUGCGCCUAUACCCGAAUUCCUCAGAGAGUGUCCAUGUCAGGAUCACCAAGUGAUUAUGGUUCCUCAGAUGAGUAUGGUUCCAGCCCUAGUGAGCACUCCCUGCUAGCCGCAGGACUCCCUGCUGCCCUGGUUGAAGGCGGAGCCAGUUACAUCCUGAUGGGUCAGCGAAAAGGGUCUCACAAACGUGCUCAUGAACGCAGGGUUCUUCGUCGAUCAUCUGGUCGUGAGUGUGAAGCUGAGCGCAGGUUGCUCAGCAAGCGAGCUUCCUUACCCCCUACCUCUGUCCAGGAAUGCUUGGUCUCUCGUCGCAAGGAGGAGGAAGAGGAGGAUGAAGAAGACUAUGCAGUGAUGUCACGCAGUGCAAGUAGAGAGUCUUUCAAUUCACGCCGAGGCUCAGUGGGUUCAGCUACAACAUCGUUGGUGCAACUGGAACACUCAGCCGAUAAAGGUGUCAGUACUAAAGGUGGACCUGAGGAUUCCUCAAUUGACAGUGGCUAUAUGUCCAUGUUACCAGGUGUUACAGCUCCCCCUGCUUCAUUGUCAUUACCAGUUUCUGGUUCAGAUGUAGUGUCAAAGGGUGCAGAUGAAUACAUGGCAAUGACCCCCAAUAGUAGUAUCUCACCACCUCAACACAUCCGCCUACCCAUCAGUGAAGAAUACAUGAUGAUGUCUCCUAACAGUAGCUGUUCACCAGACCUGCAUGGCCUGAGUGGAUGCAUCUGGAGCAGCAGGGGCAGCAUGGAGAGUCGAGGAGGCAGCGAUUACAUGAACAUGUCACCUAUAAAUGCCAGGUCAGCAUGCAGUACUCCUCCGUCACACCCAGAGCAGCAACCACUGCAGCCAAAAAUGGUCUAUUCUUAUUUUUCGUUGCCACGUUCAUACAAACUCACCACACUCUCAACCCGCUUUGAGGAUGAUCUGGACAGGGUUUGUAUUGGUAGAGGUGAAAGGGAAGUUGGAAGAAAGGUUGGGCAUAGUGGUUACCAUUGUGGAGGGGACACACCUGUGGGCUCAGGUGGUGGCUGCCAACUCUCUCUGUCCUCAUCCUCUUUCUCCUCUAGCUCAGCUAGCAGUGAAAGCCUUGAAGACAGAUCAUUGUCUCUGUCCGUAGGUGGAGUGGGAAAAGCAAGUCGGUUGGGCACAGGACACAGGGUGGGGGGUGCUCACCCCAAAGUCUCAGCCCACCACCAUCAUCUGCAGAGAUGUGGAUCAGGUGUCCAGAAACAGGGUCAUUUACAGCAGAGGAAAGAUAAGUCCUCCAGCUUUUUUGUCGAUAUGUCCAAAGCCAACACGCUGCCAAGAGUCAAGGAGACUUUGCUGCCAACUGCAUCCCUGAGCCCUGGAGAGUAUGUGAGCAUUGUUUACCAGGGUAAACGAGCAGGGCAUAACAAAGGGAAGAGUACAGAUAAACCAGGGAACUCCAUUGCACAAGGACCUCAAAGAGCCUUUCACAGACCACAGCCGUGUCAGUGUGGAACUGCCAACCUUCCACGGAGCUUCUCAGCACCCCUGUCCACCUCCAUCUCUUUAUCCUCUGAAUAUGUGAACAUGGACUUAGGUAACUCACCUUCUUCUCUCACUCCUCUCUCCUCUUUCAAACCUGUGCCAAAAGUCAGAGAGGAACUCACUAGAGCUCCUCAAGUGGAACAAGAAGUGGCACUUAGGAAGAGCAGGGAGACAGAUUUGACAUCUGCAGAUGUGGCUGCUGCUCCUUUCACAGACUACACUGAGAUGAAAUUUGGAUCCCCAAAGUCCCCAAAACUUGGCCAAACGCCCCGGCCAUCCUCCAUGGAGCAGGAGCACAACUUGAAUUUCCCCUCAACCAAGACCUUUUCAAAUGUUAAUCAGAGUGCCCGACUAGUCAGGGCAGAAUCAUCAGUAAGAAGACGGCACUGCUCAGAGACAUUCAUGGCCCCUCCAACUCUCCCCAUCUCCCCAUCUUCUUCUCCCUCUCUUUUUCCUGAAACACCACACGGUGCUCCACCACGACAGCAAGGAUUAGAGAAUAACCUUUGGGCUAGUGGUCACCCACCCUCCCCACAGUGUGCCAGCCCUGGUAUAGCAAAUCUACCUGCUGUUCAGGCUUCUUCCUUGUCCCUGGAGCAAGGCCUAAACUACAUUGAUUUAGACUUGGUCAGUAAGGAGAAUUCUCAAACCAGUGUUGAUGGACCCUCUGGCCCUCACUCAUUUUUUUCUCCUGUAGUAGGAGGAGUGGGUGAGGCAGGAGGAAGCACUGCCUCCAGCAUCAACACAUAUGCCAGCAUUGAUUUCAUCAAGUCAGAAGAAAUGAGAGUUCAUCAGGCCAGCAGGAAGGACAACAAAGAUUGUUAAUGUGUUCCUGCAGUCAAAAACAAGACGGAGAAGCAGUCAACGCUUGUCCUUCCGGCAGGAGUGUUUGUCUGUGUGUGCACCUGAUGUGUUGUGAAAAAUGGUGCGAUUGCCCAAAUCCCUCUGCAGUGGAUACUUAACUGCCCUAGCCUCACAACAACAUUUACUCUCAUUAGUUUCCAUUAGUUGAAUCAAAAUAACAUUUGUGCCAAAAGACUAUUGGUCAUGUCCACCAGAGAAAACAGAGACGGAAAGGUCAUUCAGCCAGUCAUGAAUGGCCACUGCGAAUCUUGACUGCCAACCAGGAGAAAAUGGAGCCAAUGAUAUUCCUUUUUGCCCUCUAUCACAAACUUUAAAGUAUUGUAAAAGAGAUGUUAAAUAGUAUAAAGAUAGAUGAAAAAUAUAUAGCAGACUUAAUAUUACUGAGAAUAAAUCUAUCUACAUAUAUAUAUAAAUACAACUUUUUUUUAAAAGUGCCUCAUUUUUGAUUGUAGACAUUUUUACACAGAUCUUGAUAUGCUCUGUAAAAGAAAAAUGCUUUGUUCUUUAUUUUGCUUUGCCCGUUCCUUUGUGUUGCUCAGCGUAAGGUAUCCUGAACAAAGUCAAAAGACAGAUUGGAGUUUGAGAGAGAGAGAGAGAGAGAGAGAGAGAGAGAGAGAGAGAGAGAGAGAGAAGAAAUACUAUUAGUUAGGAAGAAGAGCUUUAUUUGCUAUAGUUUGUGUAAUCAGAUUGCCUUACUGUGCUGUAUUAGCGUGUAUGUGUGUGUAAUUCUGUGAUAUCAGUCAUCUAAGCCUCAGCCAUGCUGUGCCUCAGUUCAGUUAAAAAGAGCUGGACUUACAUACACACACACACACACACACUCACACACAAACACACACACACACACACACAUACAAUGAGAGAUCCACGGAUUCAUCUGUUAAUCUGAGCAUGGUGGCAUCAGAUGGCUGGGAGCACAAAAUCAGAUACCUGAGAGCAUUCUGAUCAACAGUAUUGAGAUAGUGUGUGUGUGAUAGAGAGAGAAAGAGAGAGAGAGAAUUGUUAAUGUCGUAAAACCAGGGUAGUAAUAUUGUGUUAUUUGCAAUCCCCAGUUUUCUUCAGCCUCUCACACACACAUUUAGAAUUAAAACUAAAAUGCAACUACAGUUUGUAUAUCAGCAGACUGACCUACAACCUACUCUAUAAAUUUGAGUAUAUCUGUCAUCAUAUUUCUCUCUCUGUCUGACCUGUUGAUGUUGUUACUCUGACUGGUAUUUAGUAUUUACACUUCUAUGCUUACUGAGUUUUUACACAGACACACUUACACACACUUAACUCACCCCUUAAUAGUGAAUGUGCUCUAGUGUUCUCAGCUUUUGAUUAUUAUGUUUCAUUAUUGCAACUUAAAGGUGACAGUUACAAGGGAACAGGGUCUUUUUAUGCGUUCUUUUCACAUUGCUGAAACGUAGCACGGCUGUUCUUUUUUUAAAGUAUUUUUUAAAAAUAUAUUUUUAAGCACCUGUUUUGACUUUUACUAUUCAUUUUAAUGGCUUCUGUAAUUUUCUAAUUAAUCUACAGUUUCAUUUAGUGUAGUGUAUGUAACUUAACAAUAAUCAUUUGUCGAAAUGAUCCUGUUUUAGUGCCAUGUCAUGCAAUGAAGAAAAUAAGUGAUCUCAUAAAGCAAAACAUUUCUGCUUUUUAAUAACAGAUUUAGUAACAGAUAUUUUUCUCUUUUGCCUGCACAAUCUACAUAUUUUCUAUUACUGAUAUAUGCUAAUGUAAACUCAUAUUUUACAUAGUUAAACAGCUGCCUUCAGUUUUAAGGAAUUAACAUUAUGAAGCCUUAUAGUGUUAAAUAAAUGCCUUUUCUAUCAUGUAAAAAUAAGAGCCGCCUCGAUCUUAGGUUGUACAUAUUAUAUACAGUACAUGUUGUUUAACGUGUAAUACAUGCAACAUAAUGUAAUAAUACAAUUGUCCACAUACCUCAUAAUCUCUACUAAGGAUUAAAAUGAACAGAGCAACAAUGGGUGGUGAUUAUGAUGGUGUACUGUAGGGUGGGCUUAAUUAUGUCCCCUUAAGAAUUUGAACCUCAGUGUUUGUUUCUUAUACUGAACUGGACAUAUGCCUUUUUAAAUCCACCUCAUGGGGAGUUCAUGACAAAAACAAAGACAGCAUCUCAAACAUGAACUGUGUUUGCGUGUGUGUGUGUGUAUGUGCGGGCGUGCAUGUGUGUUUCUGUCCACUCCAAUUGCAAAGCGCUUUUGGUUAUUCUGUUUUAUUCUAUGUCUUUACUCUAUUUUGAUUGCCUUAUUGUCUGUAUUAGCUCUUAUUUAAUACAUGGCAGCUGUACAAAUUAUGCUUUUUAUUCUAGAACAAUGGGAAUUAUGUUUGAAGAUUCUGCAUUCUAGAGCAGUGGGAUUUUUUUUUUUUUUCAGAUUGACAUUUUUGUAAUCUGGUGUCUGAUUUGGUGUAGAUAAUUGUAUGUACCCGGUCUUUCUUUGCAGAAAACAUUACAUGGUAUUAAGUGAUGUAGAAAUACAGCCAAGGUCAUAUGUAUAUUGUAGGUAAGGACUAUGUAUAUAUAGUCCAGAAAAAGAAAAGAAAUCCUUUAUUGUCUCUUUAGUACCUGCCAACUGUUAGGAAAAAAGGGUCUGAUAUGCACAAUCACGAGUCUGUGUAAAGGUACUAAGUUGAUCUGUUAUUCUAUAUAUCUAAUGCUAAGAAAAAUUUCAAUGACAAUGGUGUAUAAAGGGGUUUAAUGCAAGAGUUAUUGGGCUGUUAGCUGCUGUAAAGUUCUGUGAAUAAUGGAAAUGCUGGGCUCGCGUGGGCAGGGGAGACUGUAUGGUAUGGAUAUAGUAGAAAUGUCUGUUAAAUUCAGAAAUACCUUAUUGAUUAUUGCCUGUGAUUAAGACAAUGUCACUGCAAUAAAAAAAAAAAUAAAAAGAUGAAAAAGAAU
This is a messenger RNA of Myxocyprinus asiaticus (Chinese sucker), 6761 nucleotides long. RefSeq names its product insulin receptor substrate 1-B. The transcript has 3 exons. NCBI's taxonomy places the organism in Eukaryota, Metazoa, Chordata, Actinopteri, Cypriniformes, Catostomidae. Gene Ontology annotation, biological process: insulin receptor signaling pathway. Bases 296 to 3829 code for a protein of 1177 amino acids. The record is from RefSeq and is a predicted model, not a curated record. Gene Ontology annotation, cellular component: plasma membrane; cytosol. Gene Ontology annotation, molecular function: insulin receptor binding; phosphatidylinositol 3-kinase binding.